AAUCAAUUUUCUCGUAACAUAGUACUAAUCCGUCCAAGACAUUUACUAUAAGUUUAAUUGAUAAAUAUUAAUAUUUCGCAAUCAGCGAUAGCGACAUGCUACAAACAUGCCUUAUAAACAACAAACUUACAUAUUUAAUUCGCUUUUUGGCUACGCAAGCCUUGCAAAAUGUGUAUACUCUAAAACAAUUUGAAAUAAAUUAUAAAUAAAUAAAUAUACCCACUAACAAAGUUGGCCUUGGUUUUAUUUCAAAUCGAAAUUUCCGCUACAUAAAUAAUAAAAAAGUCAAAAAUAAAAAUUAAAUAUGACCAAAGCGUCUCUUAUUUCGGAAUUAUGAAAAUAUUUUCCCAAGUGUAUAUUUUAAAUGCUGUAUGCGCAUUUUUCAGUUGUUUUGCUGUCGCAGUUCGAGGAAAACAUAUGCACAUGCCUACCUAUGAAUGAAUGUAAAUUUAUGAAGCCCUCGCUCAAUUCAAGUAAAAAACACUUUUCUGAACUCAAACCGUUUCCGAGUCUCGACCGGGAAACACGUAAACUAUACUGAUCCUCUAAAGAAUUGUUUAAUAUACAACAUUCAGUACGAAAACGAUUUUAUUAUAAUUUUUGUCUAUCCCUGAAGACAAUUAAAUAAAAUCAAGAAGCUUUAUGCUGGAAUGUCCUGUUUAGAGAGUGGAACUUGUUGACAUCAAACUUAAUCGCGCACUUAAUUCUAAAAUGAUAAUGAACAGCAAUUCAAACCAGGAACAAUACUUCAGAAGAAAUAUUGCAGGCAAAGUUAAUGCUGCGGCUUGCUCAAGCUAUUCCCAAAAUUUAUUUAUGGGCUAUAAGCUACAAUUAUUUUUCUGGACUGCAGUAGGCUGCUAUGUAUUAGUAUUUUUGAUUUUUCUGGCCAUAUGUAUUUCGAUAUAUGUAUAUUUUUAAAGCUAAUUAAUGCAUUUUAUAAAGUUUCCUAUGUAAACACUUUUAAAUAAAUACGCAAUGCACGAAUCCUA
Messenger RNA from Drosophila yakuba, 989 nucleotides. RefSeq lists its product as uncharacterized. NCBI's taxonomy places the organism in Eukaryota, Metazoa, Arthropoda, Insecta, Diptera, Drosophilidae. The coding region runs from base 712 to 918 and encodes 68 amino acids. The transcript has 3 exons. The record is from RefSeq and is a predicted model, not a curated record.